Molecule: messenger RNA, 297 nt
Organism: Struthio camelus australis
Lineage: Eukaryota; Metazoa; Chordata; Aves; Struthioniformes; Struthionidae
Source: RefSeq, a predicted model, not a curated record
CUCUCCGGAUCCGAGGGGAUGGCGGGGCCAGGCCACCCCGGCCACAAGUGGAGCCGGCCGGCCAAGGAGGAAGAGGAGGAGGAGGAAGAGGACCCCGUGGACGCAAUGGUGGCCCGGACGGGCUGCGCGGCGCAGCAUUACGCGGUGCAGGAGUGCAUGGCCGCGCAGCAGGAUUGGCGCCGGUGCCAGGGCAGCAGCCCGCCCGGGAGACCGAAGCUGCCAGAGAUGCUCCGCUCACCCCGCCGUGGUUCCUCUGCACUCGAUGGGCAUCCUAGAGAUCACGGAGCUUUGCAAUAA